AUGGCUAUAUCGGAUACGAUUCAGACGCUGUCUGCUGCUUUCUCAUUUGGUAUUCUUCUGCAGGCAGCGACAGGCGCAUUACUUAUAUAUGCUAGGGGUCAUGGUUCAAAUAUCUUCAAGGACGGCCGGAGGCUGGUCCUCGUUCUGUUCUUGUUAUUUUCUGUACUAUGGGCACAGAUUGGAUUUUUAGAACUCUUAAUGCCGACGACGGGUACCGGAAUUUGUCAGGUUGGGUUAAUAUUUACAACGGCCUUCGAUCAGUUGGCAAGGGUGGCACUCGAACAGUUUUUGUUGUGGUCGAUUGGGCAUGGAAUGAAGAUCACCGCCAUUCGAGCUAUCUUGCAAGGACUGUUGGCUGCCAGAUUGAUUGUGGGAGGCGUUUUGGUCGGAAUCACUCGUCCUCAGUUUUCACCUACAUGUGUCGCCGAAACUUCGAUAAUACCAGUGGCAAUUGUAGUUCUAGUCAUGGACAUCAUCAUUGUUGGAGCUUUACUCGUCCAGGCUGGCUCUUUGGGGAUGUUUUGGGAUCGACGUGAAGACCGAAAAGUUCAGAGUCGAGCUCUAUUGCUGGUCAUUGCAGGCUUCACGAUUUGGACUGCAACCAGUGUACCCAUGAUUCUGGGAAUACCUAGCAUUAUUCUGAUCGUGCGUACUGUCGUACCAGCAAAUGGCCUCCUUGUGCUCGUUGGCAUAGUUACCAUAUUCUCGGUGGCAUUGUUGUCUCCGAAGCAAGAGGAUUCUGUAACCGCCGGUGCAAAAUCUCCAUUCUCUACUAGCCCGAUGGCAUCAUCUCGGGGCAUAUUCCAGAAUGGUAUAGGAGCUGAAGGAUCCCCAAUAAUUAGUCGUACUGGCACUAAGAAUCAACUUUUUGUAGUCAAUCCUUCCUCAACGACACCUCAAAGAGAUGUACGGGGCUUUACGAAACUUGCCGACGAUGGAGAUUCAGGGGCAACGCAAGUUCCAGGUGGUGUAUUCCCCGCCGUGUUCGCUGCAUCAUCGCUGUCUUCGGAUCAAGCAGCAUCUACAUCGGCGUCCUCUAAACGCCCGAAAGUAUCCGUUCGAGGUCUUGCUAUCUCGAAGCCUAUAGUUAGUGAUGAAACGAAUCCCGAUACACCUUUUGCAAAGAUAGCUACGAUUGAUCUUAAGACUGCCGUAAUGAACGAUCGCGAACGAAGAGAAAUGAACAGUAAAAAGUCUCCAUUCAAUACUCCAAGAGCAGUUCCUCUACGGCCAAGAAUUUCACCUGAAGAAAUGUUGAAUAAAGCCAAUGAAUCUGCAAGGAAAGGACCAUCAUACCAACCUAAAGAGUGGACGGCGGAUUCUGGAGUUUCCACUUCUGCAUUACUUUCUCCUGCACAGGAAGUGCGACGUCGGUCACCACGAGGAAUUACUAAUUUAGAAACCUUGGAAGAGAAGCAGACUUAUAGACCUGACGUCGGAUUACCAUCUAUGCCUAGAGCUCAGAAUUCAAUGCCACGCCGACAGAAUGCUGUAGCUCAACCAGAAACGGUUAUGUUAAUGAAUGAUAUCAUUUAUGAUAACCCCACAAUAGUACAAUCUAUUAUCAGUAGAACCCCUGGACAUUCCAAACAAAAGUCCUUGCAGGAGCUUUCACCCUUGACUCCUUAUACUUCGACAUUUAGACCUCGGGAGUCUGUAAUUGACAGAGCGAGACCUAUUCCCAGGCACAAGAAUACUGGCAUGUUUGGAAGUGAGCCCUUGCCCGGCCACAGGCGUACCAAAUCAGGCUCUUCAAUCUUUAGCAGGAAAUCUUUCUUCAAUAUUCCAGAUGAUGCACCAGAGCUGCCUCCACUUCCAACAAAGCCACAUCCAGUGUAUACUGCUGCCGAACUGAAGAAAAUUUUACCUAAUGAUACUAAGAGUAUGACGCUUAACGAAAAGAUAGAGUUCUUAUUCCCAGCUCCGCCAGAAGUCGGUUUGCUCAACAAUCGCCGAUCGUCCGUUCCAGAUCUUCCCAGCAUGGCUAGUCAAUCAGCUAUUGAGAAUGAGAUAGACUUCCAAAAUAACCCCGUUUCAAAACGAACGACGAUCAUCGCAGCAAUUAGUCCACAGGUUUAUCCAACACAAGGUUCGACAGAAGCAAACCUCAAUCGCGAAACGUAUCGUUCAAAUGCAGUAGGAAGUCCGUCAAAAACGUUGGUGCCAAGUCGAAUUUAUAGCGACGCAAGUAUUCUCAAGUCGGAGGGCGAAACAGUCCCAACUAGCUCUCAUAAUGAGAACGCCCAAGCGUCGACUCCUUUGGAUGAAGAUUAUUUGAGCGAGACUAGUCCAUCGAUUGCAUCUGACACGUAUAGAAAUUCUUCAUAUUCUGCAUAUUCGCCACUGAGAAGUCAAAGGUUUACACCUGAUGUUGAGACACUGGAACGAAUGUCGGCGAUUGCGGUAGAGGAUGAAGGAGAUGAAGGAGAGGUCAUGGUUGUCAUGAUGAAUUCUGCUGAACAUCGAAGAUCUAUAGCCGAAUCAGCGGUGAGUGACAGGGAAUCCUUCAUUUUCGAUAUUAAUGGUUUGCCCAUUGAAGCAACUCACACGCUCCCAACAUGGCAUCGACGUAUCGGUGACGAACUGCCUGCAUUUUCUGAUCGAAGAUCAAAACAUGGAUCCCGAAAAAUAUCGCCUCCUACUGCUUUACAGUUGGAGCCACCACGUGGGAGAGCAUCUCCAAUUCUCAUCCGUAAAGUAGAAUCAUCUCCACUUUUAGAUUCACCAGGAAGGGCACUUCAAGAGAUUCAAGAUCAAUUGAAUCGCAUUGAAGAACCAAGACGUCCAUCACUGGGAUCGAUUCUACGUCGCAUGCCGGCUACAAAAGAGCUCCAAGACCUUGGCUACGAUGAGGGUAUGGAGAGAUUACGAUUACUUGAAAAUCUCGAGAGGGAAAUGGGUGAGCAAGAGAACGAUUGGCAACAGAUGCAUCAGAAUUUCAGUCCUGACUCUGAUUCCUCAAUUGGUUCUCUAGCUACCCCAGAAUUCCAAGAGACCCCCGAAUUUAGAAGAUCGACCAUGGAGACAGCUGAUCCGAAGAGGUUAUCAUUAGGGUUACGCCGCACUUCAUCUCGAGUCAUACGUCAACGGAUGAGAGAGAAUAUGGCUGGAUCAUCCGCGGAAGAUGAGAUCAUGUCUUCCCAGGUCCAAGAGAAUCCUAGUUUGGGUGACUGGCAGCAGCGCUUAGCUAAUGCCCAGAUUUCUUACAUGGAGAACGCACCAGCAGUCUCUCAUUCUCGAAGCAGCAGUAUAAAUUUCUUGUCGGUGUCCAAAGCACCAAUGGGAAGCCCUGCUCCAGUCGAGACCGAGCCAGAGACCGAGUCGGAAAGCGAAUAUGAAGAAAGCGAGGAAGAAUUUAUGGAUGAUGAACUGCCAGUGACUUCGCCAUAUCACCCAAAUUUGUUGUGGCAGCCAGAACUUAACUCACCAAAAUUAGACGCCUCGUCACUUUGGAGCUCUGUUCAUGAGAAGGCCUCCCUGGAACCCAGUCAAUCUCCUGAGCUUCCAGCAAAGAACUUACGUCCCGUACAGCGAAGAUGCGAUGUUGAAAUGGUACUCAGUAGCAGCAAUCUAUGGUCAAAAUCGUCUUUGAACAUGCAACCUAGCAGUGAUGUAGCACAAGAAUUGUGGCGAUCGACGCCAGUCCAAGCAAUUACUGUCAAAGCUCGCCCGGUAACCCAAAGACCCCCUAGAAGAUCCAGGCGUAUCACGCUUUUGGCAGACAUUGUCGAAAACCCUGAGCCUCUCCCUAACAAACGCGAUACAUUGGGCAUAUUUCAAUUUCCAUGGGGCGAGCGAUCUGACGCAGCGAUACCACAGCAAACCUACAAUCCAUCGUUCCAGGCUGGACCACCAUUAAACGCGAUGCUCGACUCGAGGUCGCGUCAAUUGGAAUCCGAUGGACUGGCAUAUUCAUCCACAUCAUUCUUUGAUUACGACGAGGAAGAGGAAUUUGACUCCGAGAUGGAAACUGAAAGCGAUGAUGAUUUCGACGAGACGACUUUGUGGGAAAUUGCAAGCAUGCUCAAGACUACUGACCUUCCAUCAAAGGAUAGCUUAUUACCACCACCAAAGUCUUCCCAAAAUAUCGUUGAUGAUUACGAUGAUUAUGAGAUGAGCUCUGAGACUGAUUUUAGCUCUGAGAAUGAUGAUUAUGAGGAGUUCAAUAAUGAGUUUUAUGGAGACUACAACGAGGCUAGAAACUCAACCAUCAUAUUUUCUCAGGAUGAUAUUUUGAACACCGAGGAUAUGGUUAUUUCUAACGUGACAUCACCACUCGUCGUAUUGGAUGAACAGAGCUCCCAAGAUUUGUUCGAAUUUUCAGGUGAUUCUUCCAGGUCUCUAGUUGAAGACUCGCUACUUUGGGAUCACACCCCGUCACCAAGUACCAAGGGAUUCGAGUAUAGUUUACCUCAGCCAACUUCGGAUGUCUGGCAAUCAUAUAUCCCAUCAUCGCAAGACACGAUCCGAACAAAAUCUCAACCGUCGCUUUCAGUACCUAAAAUUUCGAUCCACGGCCUUUGGAAUGAGGAGGACAGUGAUGUUCCUGAGGAACUAGGGUCAGACAUGGAGAUUUCUGAGGAACUAGAGUCAGACAUGGAAAUUUGCUUCGAAAUUCAAUCGCCGCCUACCAUUUUCACGAGUUUCAUGUGGACUCCUCCAGCGGUUUCUUUUGAAGUUCCAAGUUAUGGUUUAUUCUCCAUUGAAUCCAAGCGUCAAGAUUUCCGCACAACUACACAAACACCGGCUGCAAUUGACAUCAAGAAGGUCCAUAGGGUGAACUCAUCUGCACUGUCCGCCCUCUCUUCCGAUGAGUUGUGGUCAAUCAAAGAAUUUGUGCCACGCACAGGCGAGAACUGGAUGUUAAUGAGUACUGUUAAACCAGCUUCAUUGACAGUUGCUGCUAGUCGCUCUUUCAUGUGGACUCCAAAUACGGUUGCUACUGGUGAGAUCAUCGAAGGUCUAUUCCAAGCAAGAUCAUCUCGUACCAAUUAUCGCACGACCGAGCUAGAGCCAGCCGCAUUAGUCUUGACAUCCAGAGUAAGAAGUGUAUCUGGAACCCUCCAAAAUCUAUCAUCCAAUAAGCUUUGGCGUCGACCAUGCCUAUUACACCUAAAACGUGAUCAUGAUUGGAUUUCAGAAUCUUCCAUUCGACCAGUUAGUCCGUCGAUAGCAUCCGAGACAAGUUCUGGAAGAUCUUCACCUGAUAUUUCAGAUGCAUCUUCUAUCGCUUCAACUAGUACUAAAGCAUCGUCACUCUUCUCUCUCGCUUCCGUUUCAUUGGCUUCAGUUUCCAUGCGAAGAACUCUCUCAGCCAAAAAGAAGGAUGAAGUUAUCCCACCACCGCCACCUCCUGCUGACCCAAGCAAGUAUCAAUCCAAGCUACCUGUUCGUCAAGUUUCUCUGAAACCAACUCCGAGAUCUCCUCCAAAAGCUGCACCAUCAGUACUGCUCAGACAGUUGAAAGUUUUGUCCUCAAGAGAUAUAUUCGAGGCACGAAUUCCUCCCAACUCAGAAAAGCCUCAGUUGCCGAAAUUCCGUAGAUCUGUGGUGCCAAUGAAACCAGUCAAACCAGCUCACCGAGCUAUUAGACAUCAAUACAGAUCUACCGUUGCUUUCCGUGCCAAUUGGGAGGAUGCGUUGAACGAAGCUAUCAUUGCAGGAUUAACCAGGUCUAAGACAACACCUGCUGAAUGGGAUCUUUCUCUAAACGAGGCUAUAACUCUCGGAACACCACCAACUAUCGAAGAACCCCAGCCAUCUCUGAAUCUCUUAGAAUUAGACCUCAUUGAUCCCAUUGCAGAAAAUACCACCGGACCAACCUACUCCGCUAUCUAUAAUCCGGCAAUCCUCCACCCCGUUUUCUUCACCGAAACUCUCGUCUCAGAUGUGAACAAUAUUCAUCCCGCGGCUGUUGGACACACGAAACUCCUAUGUCUUACAGCUAGUGUUAAUGAUUGGGAUCGUGCAUUGGGAAAAAUUGUGCAAACAGAUACGACUCGUGUGCAACGUCCAACGGUGUUUGCUUUUAUGUGGAAAGAUGCGCUAAAGGAGGCUAUUGCUGCGGGUAUUCCGAAGGAACUAGAAAGGUCUGAUGUUGUUCAGCUUCAGAGAGAUACGGUGGUGAUGACUGAAAACGUUUUUGAUUCUAGCUACAACGUUUCGUCUCUUCAUCCAGUCUUCUUCUCUGAUACUCUCGUUUCGACUACAAUGGAUAUUCACCCUGCUUGCAUCGGACAUUGCAUCAUCACAAGUUCUCAUUCAAUGUCCGAGUCUCGUCUCUGGGUCCCAAAAUUAGCAAGCAUGACGUCAGUCGUAGAUAGUGGGCUAUGGACCGAACUAUCGAACUUUGUUUGCGAAACUCGGCCACAAUUUGAGACGUUAACACUCGACCAUUCUCGGAGAAUUAUUGCGCAACAUGAUCUCGAAUUGUCUACGCUGGAAUCUUAUGAGCUUUGGCAACCAUCUUCAGUUUCACUCAUAUCAAGAAGUUGGUUACAUACUUCGAGCAAGCCUAAGACCACCCGCAAUCUCCUAUUCCAGAAGCCUGUCGUUGAUGUCAUCAACCAGAGUGAUGCCUUGAUGUGGGAAUUAUUGGCAGGAACCGUCAAGUAUAUUCCAGAUAUGUUUACAAACUUGAAGCACGAUCAUCUUCAGAGACCUUCAGGUGUUCAUUCUUCACUUCUUCCGUCUCUGGAAUCUAAAGAACUUUAUACGGUGUCGGGAAAAAGUGAGCCUGAGAUUCACUGGCUACGUACAUCCAUUGCGUCACCCGUCGUCGCGCAAAACAUCUUUGAGAUGUGGACCGCCAAUGGAUUAUCUACUCCGGACUUGUUUUCAUGCAUAAUGUAUGAACCAGUCAAGAAAAUAUCUGCUACUCGUUCAUCCGUUCUCCCACGCCUAGAGUCCUCGGAGCUUUUCACACCUAAGGAUAAGUCACAGCCGGAGAUUGAUUGGCUUCGUGCAUCUUCUGCGCAGCUCGUGAUCGAAGAAUCGGUUGCAGAAGCAAUAGUUGACGACGAAACAACACCUGCUAGAGAGCCCACAUUUGAGGACUUAAUGGCUGAUGUGGAGACUCUUACCGAAGAAGAGAUUGCCGAGCUACUAGCUGCAGAUGAAUUUAUGACAGAAGAGGACUUGGUUGAUAUCUCUACCGCAGACGAGCCUUUGAUCGAUGCUGAAUCGAACUUACUUGAGCUUGAGAUAAUGGAUAUGCUCGAGUUAGAGUCUGCACCUUCUGAAGAGCUACCAGAGCUAGAUGAGCCUUCAUCGCGAGUCGAAAAGUUGUGGACUCCAUCCCCACAGAUUGCAACGGAAGUAUCCACAGGAACAUGGAAAGUAACCCCAGUGGCUGCAAUCGCUCGUCCAGAUAUCUUUAUUAAGAGCAAUGAAUCGCACCCUCAGCAGUCGUCAACCUCCUUUCAUGCUCAUAUCGCAAGACUCGAGUCAUUACAGCUAUUCACACAGAGCUUCGUUUCCAAAAAUGAAAUUGACUGGCUUCACACCUCCUGCUUGUCUGACACCUCAAGUUCGAAUCCAGUAUGGACUCCAAGUCCUACUGAGACCUCAGCCGAUUCAGUCCCAUCCCCUGUGCUCAUCAAUGCAAAGACUUGGAUGCCCAGGCCAUCACCCAUAACACAGGUCUCUAUGGGAGCCAUGUGGAUGCCAUCCAUAACACAAAUCCAAAUUGAGCUCCCUAUGUUCUCCAAACAAUAUAGUUCACCCUUGAUCCGAAAGAGCAGACAGGAACUCGAGAAGAAAAUCGAAAGCACCGAAUUAUGGACAGAUGAGAAAAGCACUCCGGAAAGCCCUAAACACUGGUUGUUGGGCUGA
Molecule: messenger RNA, 7833 nt
Organism: Botrytis porri
Lineage: Eukaryota; Fungi; Ascomycota; Leotiomycetes; Helotiales; Sclerotiniaceae
Exons: 5
Coding region: 1-7833 (2610 amino acids)
Source: RefSeq, a predicted model, not a curated record